AGCUUUCCCCUUCCCAGGACUCCGACACAUCUUCGGAGGUGACCUCAGGGAAAAUGAUGAUGAUAAUUGAAUUGAUACUUUGUUUGAUGCUAUACAUUUGUUCAAGAUUGAUAAAUUAAAAGUGUUAGAAAAAUAACACAAUGUUAAUACAUCAUAUACAUUGAAAAUAGAAUACUGACCAGCAAAGGAAACUAUCAUUUUUAGUUCUAAAAUUUGUUCAUUAUAAAUGUUUUCAAUGCUAGAAAUUGAUAAAGGCUUCUGGAUAUGGAGAUCAAUGAAAUUGUGAGAAACAUUUUUGGAUCCGAUGUGCCCUUAGAGAGUCCUGUCACAAAACCUAAGAAGGAGAGCUCAAAACAUUCAAGGAUAUCAAUUAAUUUAAAUUCUGUAAAUCAGUAUAUUGAAACUACCCUUGGGGAAAAUGCUCCAAUUGAAAAUGUCCAAGAUAAUAGGGUUGGUCGAUUGGGACCAAAUGUGGUCAAGUUUGAUAUAUCAACACACCAAGGGCUUUUUAUAAUUUCACCUAAUAGACUUAGCAUUAACUCUCAAAGUAACUUCAGUACAAUGAAAGCAAACGUGGCAGUGUAUAAGGGAAAGUGGAUGUAUGAAUUGCAGCUUGGAUCUAAAGGUCUCAUGCAAAUUGGUUGGAGUACAGCUAAAUGUGAAUUUAAUCAGCAAUUGGGAGUUGGAGACACUGUUAAUUCCUAUGCGUAUGAUGGAAAUCGUGUUAGAAAAUGGAAUGUAGCUACGCAUAAAUAUGGAGAGCCAUGGCUUCCAGGAGACAUUAUUGCAUGUGCUAUAGAUAUGGAUAAUGGAACAAUUGAUUUCUGUAGAAAUGGUAGAAACUUGGGUCGAGCAUUUGAAAAUAUAACAACAGGUGCUGGUUUUGCAUAUUUUCCCACAGUGAGCCUUGCACUGACAGAAAAUUUAACAGCCAAUUUCGGUUCUACACCGAUGCGCUAUCCUAUCGAAGGAUACGAACCUUUGCAAGCGGCACCAAAGCAACAAAUAGAUCAGGCUACACUGUUAUUUAACUGGUUUCUGAGAAUAACAGAAGUGAUAAACGCAAGACAGAAUGUGAACGAUGAAAAUACAUUACGCGACGGGAAUAUGAGCGUUCAGGCCUAUUUAAUGUGUCUUACGAGAACCGUUGUAAAACACAUAGGACCUCUUGUUACUGUACCAUAUAUCGCAGAAUAUAUUUUAGUUCCAUUUAUACAACAACUUUCUGAAUCGAAAACAGAUCCUCCUCUGUUAUUAACUUGUUUAGAUUUGUUCUGGACAUUUCUUGAAGAACACGAAAUGAAAGUGUGUUUAGAAAGUACAGUUAUGUAUUUGUUAUCCGCAUUCAGACACGUUUCUUUGUUACUUGAAUAUCCUGAUCAAUGUAAGAGUUUGCAUCUGUUGACAAAAAUUUGUCAACAUUCGUCGACACGUCAAUAUUUAUUGCAACAUUUACUGUUUGAUCGAGUAAGAUUUGCAAACUUUAUGCAUGUUAAACCACUUGAUGAAGGAGGUCUUGCCGAUGUGGUUAAAGACGUAUGGUGGGAAAUGAGUCCUACGGACUCAACGAUCGAGGUUAAUAAAGCAAGUUAUUUGAAUGCCUGUGAGAAAAUUAAGACUGCUAUAUCUGAAGUAGAAACAUUGCAAGUAGAAUUACUAGUGAUUCUGCUUAAUAAUUCUGAUGGCAAUGAAAAAAAGCCGACGUCCAGAGCAAUAUUCUUAAGGAAAUUAAAACGUUUUGUUCAAGAAAACCUUGACACGAGUCGGACUCUACCGAUCACGUUAUGUUGUUUUCACCGACUUCUGGUUGCAUUCAGAGUUUUAUGGGACGCUGAAGUGGGAACAUCUCCGGUUUAUAUACCUUGCAGGGCGUUCUACGACGCGUCGAUUGAUCACUCUAGAACUGAGAGACUGGGAGGAGUCUUGUCCCAUUUAAAUAAAACGUUCAGGAAUGAAUUGCAACAAUUAUUAGGACCUGAACACGAAGUAAUUACCGCAAUGGAUCAGGCUCAAGAUUCGUCCAAUGUACAUAACAGAACAAGACUGAUGGAUUUACCUAUAGUUAACCCAACGUUCUCUCGAGUAACUGGCACGGACGCAUCGGGUCAAGGAAAUUCAAUGAUCUUUGAGAGAGUAGGAUACUUUCCAUAUACAAGGGAAGACAGAAGUCCGCUUCGCUUAGGCCCUCUAAAUCCAACAACUUCCUUGCUUGAACUACUCGACAGCAUAAUUUUAUUUUAUCACAUAGUAGCAAAGAAGCAGUUGGCAAAGGUGGCUAUUCUUAGAAACAGCAUGUCCGAGUACAUCACUGCUAUGCAAGAUACAAAGGCAAAGUUGGAAAAAGCAAAGAAGAAGAAAGAUCCUAUGUUUCAAUCGAUUCAGCAAGAACUGUUAAGAACAAUAAACGUAUUCAAUACUAAAUUAACAGAACAAGCAAGACACAUGGCAUGGAUCCGGGCUGCUGUUUACUCAAAAGAAAAACAAUCACAGAUAGCGUGGCUUCUAAAAGUAGUCGCGCUAACUUUGAAAAAUGCCAGCCUGGAAGAAAACAUGUUUAGCUUUGUACCUGAUUUCUACUUGGACGCAUUGGCCGAUCUGUGCGUUGGUCUAAGGAAUCACAUGCACCCAACAGCAUCCAUCGAACAAGUUCCAAAUUAUAGAGAAAUGUUUCUCGACAUAGCUGAAUUUCUUUGCGAACAUUUCAUGGAUCCACGUAUAGUGAAUGCAAACUCAAAAAGCUCGUUGCUUCUGACGUUGGCUGGAUUCGUGUUCAAUCCCCUUACCUUGGAAAUUUUGGAAAAUGUACCGGAAGAGAGUAGAAUAAAAGUUGUGACGAAUUUAUUAAAAUCGUAUGACAAUAGAGCAUGGGCUGAAUCAAAUUGGAUUCUAGUUAGAUUUUGGCAAGGUAACGGCUUUGUUUUCCGCUACGAAAAGAGUCCACAUCUGUCGAAGAAGGUUGGACCGAAACUGCUUCAACAAGAAUCAAUCUCUCAGCCUAUAAAACCGUGUCCAUCCGCUGUGUACCAGAAUCACGUGAGGGAUGUAUUACUAAAGAAUCCACAAGCUACAACGAAACUUUUAAAUUCUUUGUUAAAUCAAUUGAACUGGGCCUUUUCUGAAUUCAUUGGAAUGGUACAAGAAAUUCACAAUGUCUCGUCGAGACCAGAAAGAGUCUUCAUUGAAUCUAGACAAUUGAAAAUUUGUGCUACUUGUUUUGAUUUAGCUAUUUCACUUUUAAGAGUAUUAGAGAUGAUUGCUACAGUGGCUCCUAGUAUUUUUAACAAUCCGUCGCAGUUUUCCAAUGAAAAUUUAUUGUCCAGGUUAUGCCAGUUGUUGUGUCAAGUGUUAAACAGAAUGAGUUCGCAAACUAGCUGUUUCCAACAUAUUGUAUUAUUGGAAAUCCCGGAUUUAGAAUCGGUAGAUCAUUUUCCAAUACUAGCAGCGGUUGCUGGUAUCUUAUUAGCUCUACUUAACGAGGAUAUGGCCAAUUUUAAAUCGAAAGGGUUAACGGAGGUACCAAAGGUCACUCAAACCUUACUGAUGGAACCUAGUUUUCAAAUGAGCUCUCUUUACUUCAUGUUAGGAGAUUCCAAGGUUAAAACGGAAAAAAAUAUAAAACCAUUUUCUUUCGCAAACUAUCCAGAUGAUGUAACGAAGGAAGAAAUAAAAAAGGUAAAAGAUAUGAUUGAAUAUUUAGACAAAUGCCGUGCCAUUUUGCCAGAUUCUAAAAUAUUAAGCGAUGACGAUAGUACCUGUACGAUAUGUUAUGCAUACCCUGUCGCAGCAACAUUUGAGCCUUGUCAUCAUCAAACAUGUCGUAUUUGUAUCGAUCGACAUCUCUUAAAUACUAGAGAAUGUUUCUUUUGUAAAGCAAGAAUCGAUAAAGUUGUAGAUCUUUCUGGCAACGUGUUACACGAUUUUAGUAAUGAAAGUGCAUUAGCAAAACAAUCUGAAGAAUUGUCUUGAUGCAAAUGUUAUAAAGUUGUUAUGAAAUUAAUUCGAUGAAUAAAUUCUUGUAAAGAUUA
Molecule: messenger RNA, 4025 nt
Organism: Osmia bicornis bicornis
Lineage: Eukaryota; Metazoa; Arthropoda; Insecta; Hymenoptera; Megachilidae
Product: E3 ubiquitin-protein ligase RNF123-like
Exons: 11
Coding region: 265-3966 (1233 amino acids)
Cellular component (GO): cytoplasm
Molecular function (GO): protein binding; ubiquitin-protein transferase activity
Source: RefSeq, a predicted model, not a curated record